Molecule: messenger RNA, 4450 nt
Organism: Chelonoidis abingdonii (Abingdon island giant tortoise)
Lineage: Eukaryota; Metazoa; Chordata; Testudines; Testudinidae
Gene: BCAR1
Product: BCAR1 scaffold protein, Cas family member
Biological process (GO): cell surface receptor protein tyrosine kinase signaling pathway; cell migration
Cellular component (GO): plasma membrane; focal adhesion; cytoplasm
Molecular function (GO): protein binding
Source: RefSeq, a predicted model, not a curated record
CCUCGUCUGUCCCCCCCCAGAACGUGCUGGCCAAGGCGCUGUAUGACAACGUGUCCGAAUCCCCGGACGAGCUCUCCUUCCGCAAGGGCGACAUCAUGACAGUGCUAGAGCGCAACACGCAGGGCCUGGAUGGCUGGUGGCUCUGCUCGCUGCACGGGCGCCAGGGCAUUGUGCCCGGCAACCGCCUGAAGAUCCUGGUGGGCAUGUAUGACAAGAAGCAGCAGGCAGGACCUGGCCAAGGGCAGCCACCCUCCCACCAGCACCCGCUGCAUCCCACCACCCGGCCGCCAGGGGACAGCAUCUACCUGAUCCCAGCCCCAAGCAAGGGGCAGCUGGGCCUCUACCCAGGCUCUGCGCCAGGGGCCCCCUUCCCCUCACCUCCAGCCAAGCAGCCGCUGAUGUAUCCAAAGCAGCCGCCGCCCCACGCCUGCCAGGACAUCUACCAGGUGCCUCCGUCGCUGAGCCACACCCCGGACAUCUCCACCAGCCCCCCACAGGAGAUCUACCAGGUGCCCCCCGCUGCGGGGCUGGGCCAGGAUAUCUACCAGGUGCCACCGUCCUUGGACAUGAGGAGCUGGGAAGGGCCGAAACCCCAGGGAAAGGUGGUGGUGCCCACCCGCGUGGGGCAGGUCUACAUCUACGACUCACCCAAAGGCGAGCAGGAUGAGUACGACAUCCCACGGCACCUCCUUGCCUCUGGGCCCCAGGAGAUCUACGACGUGCCCCCCAUCCGCGGUGUGCUUGCCAGCCAGUACAGCCAGGAGGUCUACGACACGCCCCCAAUGGCAGUGAAGGGCCCCACUAGCCGGGAGCCCAGCCAGGAGAUCUACGACGUGCCGCCCAGUGUGGAGAAGGCCCUGCACCAGGCUCCUCAAACUGUGUAUGAUGUCCCCCCAUCCGUGAGCAAGGACGUCCCGGACGGCCCCUCCCGAGAGGAAACCUAUGAUGUGCCCCCCGCCUUUGCCAAGUCAAAGGUGCUGGACCUGCCCCGGCACCCGGUGGAGCUGGCCCUGCCUGAGGACGUGUACGAUGUGCCACCGGCAGCAGGGAAGGGCGCCCCCGAAGCCCCCUUCCCGCAGGAGAUCUAUGACGUGCUGCCCAGCCUACGGAAGCCGGCGGGGCCCGCGCAGGACGUGUACGAUGUGCCCCGGGAGCUGCACGCUGGCAGCCUGGACAGUGAGGGCGAGUACAUCUAUGACGUGCCGCCGCAGGUGGACCGGGAGGCCAGGGCAGGUGAUGCCAAGCGCCUCUCAGCCUCCAGCACGGGCAGCACCCGCAGCAACAUCUCCAGCUCCUCGCUGGAUGUGGGGCCAGGUAAGGAUGCACCCAAGGAGCUAGGCCUGGACCUGGACGCGGCCAUGGAGCUGUUGGCCCGGCUGCAGCACCACAUCAACAGUUCCGUCUCCUACCUCAUGUCCUUCAUCAGCACUGGCUGGCGCAGCCCAGAGCAGCUGGAGCUCCAUGCGCCCAGCCUCCGAGCGGCGGCCGAGGGCAUCAAGGAGGCACUGCGGGACCUGCUGGAGUUCGCCCGCGGGGCCGUGGGAAAUGUGGCCCAGGCCUCCGACCGCGCCCUGCAUGCCAAGCUCAGCAAGCAGCUGCAGAAGAUGGAGGACGUGUACCAGGCCCUACUGCGGCACAGCCAGGCACUGGAUGGCUGUGGCUGGGCCCCUGGUGCCCUGGCAGCCGGCAAGCCAGGCGGCACCGACGACCUGGACCGCCUGAUGAUGUACUCACGGGGCAUCCCCGACGACACCAAGCAGCUGGCGUCCUUCCUGCACGGCAACGCUUCCCUGCUCUUCAGACGGGAUAAGCCGCCGGCGGACAGCCUGGACUCCAAUCUGCUCCUUGCCAGCCACCCCCCGCCGGCGCCCGCCGACAAGGCCAGCAGCAUCCAGUCACGGCCCCUGCCCUCCCCACCCAAGUUCUUGGCGCAGGACUCGCCUGACGGGCCGUACGAGAACAGUGAGAGCGGCUGGAUGGAAGACUACGACUACGUGCACCUGCAGGGCAAGGAGGAGUUUGAGAAAACCCAGAAGGAGCUGCUGGAAAGAGGCAACAUCAUGCGGCAGGGCAAGGGGCAACUGGAGCAGCAGCAGCUGAAGCAGUUUGAGCGGCUGGAGCAGGAGGUCACACGCCCCAUCAACAACGACCUCUCCAGCUGGACGCCACCGCAGCACUACGCCCAGGUGCGGGGCAGCAGCACUCUGUGCCCCUCCGACCGCCAGCUGCUCCUCUUCUACCUGGAGCAGUGCGAGGCCAACCUCACCACGCUCACCAACGCCGUGGACGCCUUCUUUACCGCCGUGGGCACCAACCAGCCACCCAAGAUCUUCGUGGCCCACAGCAAGUUCGUCAUCCUCAGUGCCCACAAGCUGGUGUUCAUCGGCGACACCCUGUCACGCCAGGCCCGGGCGCAGGACGUGCGCCACAAGGUCACCCACUACAGCAACCUGCUGUGCGACAUGCUCAAGGAGAUCGUGGUGACCACCAAGGCUGCCGCCCUCCACUACCCAUCCCCCUCCGCUGCCAAGGACAUGGUGGAGCGGGUCAAAGACCUGGCCAGCAGCACACAGCAGUUCAGGAUGGUGCUGGGGCAGCUGGCGGCCAUGUGACGGCCUCGCCAGCACACACUGCGCUGGGAACUACUUGGAGAGAUCAGUCUACUAUUAACGACUGCCUCUGUGGACGCGCAGCAGAGCACGAGACGAGUGUAAAUGGGCUUGUAAAUAUUUAAAGAGACUCCCAUGGGGGGGCAGAGGCGGGGCACAAAACAAGCGUCAACUCUGGGCUCCUGUUCACUCCUCCCCCUUUCCCCCCAAGAACAAGGUAGUUUUUAGGCCACGCUGGCGAUUCGUUAAGGGUGCUUUGAGGUGAAAGGCUGGAGACCCAGGACAGAGGCUGUGGCCUCGGAAAGAAAAGGGGGCCCCAGGUCCCCCAUAACGAAGCCACAGAGGCAAAUUAUUGUUGUCGGUGAAGGAUUCAGAGCGCUUUAGGCCAAUGGGCGAUAUUUAAAAAAAGAACUAGAAUUUGAAUCAGCAAUGCAAUUAUAGCGGGCGGGAGCAAUCGAAGGGAAAUCCAGUAGUGUCAGCGGACAGUUAGGGGCAAGUGUGAUUUCCAUUGACUUUAGGGCCUGAUCUAAUUAACGAGCUCUCUCGCAGCUAAUUGACAGCCGUUUAAUUGUGCAGAAUGAAUCAAUCCAAUGGUAUCUGGGUGGAGAUGAAAAGGAAACUGACAGAGUCCAAUGGGGGAAAGUACAGUCAAACUGUGAGCUGGAGGAGUGUCUGUGUGUCCAUUGCCUGGCCUGACAGCCAGCCCCCGGGGCCAGCAGGAUGGACACAGGGAGGUGUGCCUCACCGUGGUGUGUCACGGUUGGGUUUUGCUAAGAUCGGCUGUAGCAGAAAUGCGAAAUGAAAUUGGUGCCUUGAAAUGUGCGGGUUCCCAGAGCUCUGAAGUACCUCACGGCCUGUAUGGAUACUCGUUGCUAUGGAGCCUGCUGGCAUGGCAGCAUAAAGGUUUGCCUAGAACCCCUCUGCCUUGUGGUUGUGUUUUAGGGGUGGGGGAGAGGGGGCUGGUGUGUGAGCAUUGCCCGGGAUGCAGAGGAGAUGGGAUCCCAUAUUCCCAUGGAAGAUGGAGAUGUGAGAACUCAUCUUCUCCUAGUGGGAGCUCCUAAGGCAUGGGCUGGAGUCAGAAAGCCCCCAGCUAUCUGGCUGAUAAGGCCGUUGUCUCAGUGCCCUCUGUGGUCCCUCGGUACUCACCAGCUAAGCAGUGUGGGGCUGGGUCACUAUGAAUGGGUCCCUGGAGGGUUGCCCAUCCUGUGAAGUCCGUAUCAAGCCCAUACCCCAGCCAGCAGGUGCUAUACUGCUGGGUCAGCUCUCAUGAAAUGCAACACAGAGGAUCUGACUAAGGGGCCACUGAAGCUCCUGUUUCACCCAAUAAGAGAUGGGUGCAUUCCACUUGCCUCCAGGUUCAGCCCACUGAGGUGUGGCUGGUAAACAGCUGCCAGGUUCCACCCCAGAGAUGGCUGCAUGUUGUUAGCAGGGAAGCAGAUUACUGCAUAGAGCUGGCCAAGGGUUUUGUGGCCCUAUGGGGGUGAAAGUUAUUGUUCUCCAUCCCUAACUCCUAUGCCCACAGAACUCAGCUUGGGCAUCUCAUUGAGGUUUGCUCAGCUCCCAGCACUCUCCUCAGCUAGGUUCUUUCCUGCCCAUGGUUAAAGAUUUGGGGGUCAUGGUGCAUAAUCCACUCAAAUGAGCUCCCCAUGCAGAAAUGGGGGAAUCUCAAGUAGGAAAAGAGAGGUUCUUUGAUCUCUGCAUGUGGCCUUGGUGCGACCGCUGCUGAAAUUCUGGGUCCAGUUGUGUGCACAGUUCAAGAAGGAUGUUGAUAAAUUGGAGAGGGUCAGAGAAGAGCCACAAGAAUGAAUAAAGGGUCAGAAAACCUGCCUGGUAGUGACAGA